AUGGAGACGAACCAAAUUGAUAAAAUCAGCGAAUUACCGGAUCAUAUUAUAGAAGACAUUUUGUGUCGUUUAUCAACUAGGGAUGCAGUGAGAACAAGUGUAUUGUCGAGCAAGUGGAGGCUUAAAUGGACUACAUUACCAUCCGUUGUGUUCGGUGACAGUUUUAUGUGUCCACACAUAUUCGAAUCAAACGAGGAGUUUGUGAGCACAAUAGAUCACGUUCUGUCGCGCCAUGUUGGUCCAAUACACAAGUUCAAGCUUUGCUAUGACAUUUACGCAAUAAACGAGCACAUGAGUAUCGAUCACGAAGAAAUUCUUCUCAAUCGCGACAUAAAUCGGUGGAUUCUUCGUCUAUCAAGAAGCCACAUUAAAGAACUGUCACUUAUGUUUUACCCCCGCCAAUGCUCUAUGUUGCCUAGUUGCACACUCUUUUCCCAAAAAUUGACCGGCUUGGAGUUAUGCAAUUCUUCAUUGAAACUCUCGGAGACAUUUAAAGGUUUCGGAAAUUUGAAAAGCCUUCAUAUCUCUAGCGUAACUUUGACUAAAGAUAUGAUUGAAAUUCUGAUACGUAGCAGCCCUGUGCUUGAAAGUGUGGCUUUGUGGCCGGUUCACCUUGGUGAUUUUGUUGAAAAUAUCAAUGUCGACGCGCCUAAUCUCCGAGUCUUCAAAUUUUGCGGCACGCGUACCAAUUAUAUCACUUUUCGAAACACCUUCUGUUUAGCUGAAGUCACCAUUUUGUGGUCUAAGCCUUACCAGUCGAGGCAUCUCAACACCAGUGGGAUGCCCCGGUUUUUUGAUAAUCUAUUGAAUGUCCGGAGGCUCACACUCAAGGGUGGUUUUAUAGAGUGUCUAGCCCUCGGUGGUUUACCAAGAGAGUAUCCGUUACGCAAUCUCAAAUAUCUAUCCACGGCCGUUAACUUCAACCGUCGAGAAGAGAUUUUAGCAGCUCUUUGCCUUCUAAGAAGUGCUCCCAAUCUACAAGAACUAAACAUUUGCAACGGGGCACAAUCCCUCCUCAAGAACAUCAAAUAUCCCAACUUCUUGGAAGCUGAUCAAACGAAUCGCUUCACCAAAUUGCAACGGGUUGAAAUGAGUGGCAUCUUUGGUUCUGAAGGAGAAAUCUAUUUCAUCAACUUUAUGCUUUCUACAUCAACUGUUCUAGAGACGAUGACCAUUCGGACUAUUUUGGGCUUCUCUAAAUUAUCGAAGCUGAAAAAGUCAUUGUGCAAAAAACGUGCCUCGUUGCGAGCAGAGAUCAUUAUAAAAUAG
This is a messenger RNA of Morus notabilis, 1269 nucleotides long. RefSeq names its product F-box/FBD/LRR-repeat protein At1g13570. The record is from RefSeq and is a predicted model, not a curated record. The transcript has 3 exons. The coding region runs from base 1 to 1269 and encodes 422 amino acids. Gene Ontology annotation, molecular function: protein binding. NCBI's taxonomy places the organism in Eukaryota, Viridiplantae, Streptophyta, Magnoliopsida, Rosales, Moraceae.